UGGUUUAGUUCGUCUUGAAAAGUUGUUGAGAGUGGAAGUGCAUCAUGUCUGUUGCGUACAAACUUGGAGAUUUAGUUUGGGCCAAAAUGAAGGGUUUCAGCCCUUGGCCCGGCCGGGUAGCUGUUCCCACGCCGGAACUCAAGCCUAUGCCAAAGAAGUCUAUGAAUGUCCAGUGCAUAUUUUUCUUUGGGUCUAAUAACUAUGCUUGGAUCGAGGAGCAUAACAUUAAACCGUAUCAAGAGCACAAGGAGCAGCUAAUAAAAUCAUGUAAAACAGCAGCUUUUAAAGAAGCAGUCGCUCAGAUUGAAGAGUAUAUUGUUAAUCCUGAGAAAUUCGCUGAUCUGGACGACCACGUCCGCAAUCCUGAGGAGGAAUUUGAUAAACUGAAAGAUGUCAUCAACGAAGAAUCUUCUGAUGAGAAGCCACCGGAAGCUGAGGAGGCCACACCAGAAGUCAAGAAAAAGAGCGCAACACCCAAGAUACGUUUGGGCAUUUCAAAGGUGAAAUCUGUGAAACGGUCCUCCUCGGCUGGGCUAAAGUCUGCUCCACGCAAGAAGGUGAAGACUAUUUCUAGAUCCUUCACUGAUACAGACAUGGACCAUGAGAAGCCUUCCAUGUUGAACCAUUCCUUCUCCAAGAAGUCUAGUUUGCUGCAACGCCCCUCCAACAUCAUGGGACCUGAAACCGCUGCUCUGGACUUGGAGAAUGUUUCGGAAACUUUGCUCGAGAAGAACAUAAAGGCUAGCCAAAUGAAGUUCGGUUUCCUCGGGCUGGGCAUCAUGGGCUGUGGCAUUGUUAAGAAUCUUCUCAACUCCGGCCACAAAGUGCUCAUCUGGAACCGUACAGCUGCAAAGUGUAAAGACUUCGAGAAGGUCGGAGCGACGAUAGCUGUGACGCCAUGUGACGUGGUGGAGGAAGCGGACAUCACCUUCUCCUGCGUCGCCGACCCACAGGCUGCGAAAGAGAUGGUGUUCGGCAACUGCGGCGUUUUGCACUGUCCCACUUUGGAGGGGAAGGGCUACGUCGAGAUGACGUCCAUAGACGCCGACACGUCGCACGACAUCGUCGAGGCCAUCAGCGGUAAAGGCGGCAGAUAUUUGGAAGCGCAGAUUCAAGGAUCCAAAACUGAAGCGGAGGAAGGUACCCUUAUAAUUCUAGCGGCGGGCGACCGGACGCUGUUUGACGACUGCCAGUCGUGCUUCAAGGCGAUGAGCAAGAACUCCUUUUACCUUGGUAGUGACAUCGGCAAUGCGUCGAAGAUGAACUCUGUGCUGCAAGUGGUGGGGGGCGUCUCCCUGGCGGCGCUGGCGGAAGGGCUGGCGCUGGCGGACCGCGCGGGGCUCAGCCAGCGAGACCUACUCGAUGUGCUGGCGCUCACGCCGCUCGCAUCGCCCCAUCUGUUGAGGAAGGGACGAGACAUGAUAGAGUCGUCGUACUCUACGCACCAGCCGCUGAGCCAUAUGCAGAAGGACCUCAAACUGGCUCUAGGCCUGGGAGACGCGCUGGAGCAGUCCCUCCCCCUCACCGCGACCACCAACGAGAUCUUCAAGCACGCCAAACGCCUCGGCUACGCGAACCACGACGUCGCCGCCGUCUACAUACGUGCGAGGUUCUGAUAUCCUGGUGUAGUUUUUAUCGCACGAGAAUUUAUUUUUAUGUAAACAUAAAUCUGGUAUUGACAUUUUACGCGUAACUGUCGAGACGCGCGGUUAUCUACCGUGAGUUUGACAAAUUCCGAAAACUUGUAUAGUCGGACGCGGGUGACGGACAAAUUCGGCCAAUGACCUCCUCUUUGUCGAUAGUUCUGAUUUUUUUCAUUUUAUUUAUAAAAUAAAAUUAUAUGUAAAUUGUAAUUAUGCUAAAUAGAAUUUAUAUUUUUUUUCCAAUGAUGAAUUAUAUAGACUAUCUAUGAAAUACAUCGAUUCCUGAAGAAUAUUACAAAAUUGGUUUACAGUUAGUUAUGUAGCGUUGUCAAUGGCUGAAAUCCUUCAUACAUGUUGUGAUCCGCGUCUCGAUUAUAUAAGAAACUUUUUUGUUGCCUAAAUCCUAAAGGUCCUGUCAAUCCAAAACUUUUAUCCAAAUCUUCCUGCCCUAACACCUUUUUUUGUACUCAGGUACCCAAAUAUUUAAUCAGAAACAAUCAAGAUUAUAAUAUUGAAGCUGUGGGCUAUCGUCCCAGUCAGUCAAACAGUCAAACAGUCUAAAACGCCUACGUUGUUUAAAGUUGACGAAUGACUUGUAAUGAUUUAUUUAAAAUAAUAAAAGAACUUAAAAGGAAAUCAGUUCUAUAAUUUACAAUUUACAUUUUUAUCAGAAAUAUUUAUAAACGAUA
Molecule: messenger RNA, 2332 nt
Organism: Aricia agestis (brown argus)
Lineage: Eukaryota; Metazoa; Arthropoda; Insecta; Lepidoptera; Lycaenidae
Gene: Ndf
Product: putative oxidoreductase GLYR1 homolog
Exons: 12
Coding region: 45-1616 (523 amino acids)
Molecular function (GO): NADP binding; NAD binding; oxidoreductase activity, acting on the CH-OH group of donors, NAD or NADP as acceptor
Source: RefSeq, a predicted model, not a curated record